GGGGACAGAAGAGAAUAAAAAAGGAAAGAGGGAGAGAGAAUACAAUUUAAAAUAAAAAGUAGUGAGAGAAAUAAUUAGAUAGAGAGAGAAUCGAAGGCUUAGACUUCUACGCUCGUAAUGGCGGUUAGGGUUUUCUAUUGAUCUUUAUGAACCUGAAAAUCUCCCGCCUUGGUUGAUUUGCUUUAUCUGUCUCUCUCUCUUUUGGCUUUAAAACCCUAAUUUUUGUACUUUAAGUUAAUUGCUUGGAUUGCGAUUUUUGUUCAAAUUGUUUGGGUUCGCGAAUUCGAAUCGGGGAGACAGAGGAGCUAAAUACGAUGGGUGCGCAAGAGAAGUCUCAAGCGAACGCCAAUUCUAUGCAGCGGGUGAAGGUCUAUCGUCUGAAUGAUGAUGGUAAAUGGGAUGACCAAGGUACUGGGCAUGUAACCGUUGACUAUUUGGAGAGAUCAGAGGAGUUGGGUUUGUAUGUUUUUGAUGAAGAAGAUAAUGAGACAAUUCUUUUGCACCGCAUCAGCCCAGAAGAAAUUUACAGGAAGCAAGAAGACACGAUUAUCUCAUGGAGAGACCCAGAGUUCUCUACAGAAUUGGCACUUAGCUUCCAAGAAACUACAGGGUGCUCGUACAUAUGGGACAACAUUUGUAGUGUGCAGAGGAACCUUAAUUUCAGUUCUCUUAACAGUGAGACAUUUCAUAGCAUGAACAGUGAAUUGAGGGAAUUGCCCGCUGUUGAGCUUUCCACACUUCCGUUAAUACUUAAGACUGUGACAGAGAGUGGCAUUGCAGAUCAAAUGCGGCUGACAGAACUUAUACUGAGUGAUCUAGAUUUCUUCCGGAAGCUGAUGGAUCUUUUUCAAAUCUGUGAAGACUUGGAAAAUAUUGAUGGCCUUCAUAUGAUAUUCAAAAUAGUCAAAGGGAUUAUUAUGCUCAAUAGUUGUCAGAUCUUUGAGAAAAUUUUUGGGGAUGAGUUGAUCAUGGAUAUUAUUGGUUCCCUUGAGUAUGAUCCUGAGGUUCCUUGUGUCCAACAUCAUCGAAAUUUUUUAAAAGAGCAUGUUGUUUUUAAGGAGGCGAUUCCAAUAAAAGAUCCUGUUGUCCUUUCAAAGAUACACCAAACUUAUAGAGUUGGUUAUUUAAAGGAUGUUGUUUUGGCUAGAGUGUUGGAUGAAGCAACCAUUGCAAAUCUCAAUUCAAUAAUUUAUGGGAAUAAUGCUAUUGUUGUCUCCUUGUUAAAGGAUGACAGCACCUUCAUUCAGGAACUAUUUGCUAGACUCAGGUCACCUGCCACCUCUGAAGAAUCCAAGAAAAAUUUGGUAUAUUUCUUGCUUGAGUUCUGUAGUUUAAGCAAGAGCCUGCAAAUGGUGCAGCAGCUCCGGCUAUUUAGGGAUCUCAUGAAUGAAGGUAUAUUUGACAUCAUCGCUGAUGCUUUGCAAAGUCAUGACAAAAAGCUUGUAUUAACUGGGACAGAUAUCCUCAUUUUGUUCUUGAAUCAGGAUCCGAGCCUUCUGCGUUCUUAUGUUGUUCAGCCGGAAAGAGUUCCACUUUUAGGACUCUUGGUUAAAGGAAUGCUAACAGAUUUUGGGGAUGACAUGCACUGCCAAUUUCUAGAAAUUCUUCGUAGUUUACUGGAUUCAUACACAUUGUCGGGAGCUCAGAGGGACACCAUUAUUGAUAUCUUUUAUGAGAAGCAUUUGGGUCAAUUAAUUGAUGUUAUAACAGCAUCUUGUCCACCCAAUGGUACUGCUCAAUCUGUUGGUGGCGAAUCUGCAGGCAGUGGAGUAAGAGUUGAGAGCACAAAGCCUGAAAUAUUGUCAAACAUAUGUGAACUGCUAUGCUUUUGCGUUCUGCACCAUCCCUAUAGAAUAAAGUGUAAUUUUCUUCUUAAUAAUGUUAUAGAUAAAGUUUUGUUGCUAACACAAAGAAGGGAAAAAUACCUAGUAGUUGCCGCUGUACGAUUUGUUCGUACAAUUCUUUCCCGCCAUGAUGAACAUCUGAUAAAUCAUAUUGUUAAGAACAAUGUUCUUAAACCAAUUGUAGAUGUCUUUGUUGCUAAUGGCAAUUGUUAUAAUCUGCUGAACUCAGCAGUUUUGGAGCUCUUUGAGUACAUCCGCAAGGAAAAUCUGAAGUCAUUGCUUAAUUACAUUGUUGAUUCGUUCUGGAACCAGUUGGUUAAUUUUGAGUAUUUGGCGUCUAUUCACUCUUUCAAAGUUAAAUAUGAGCAGUGCUUGGAAAACAGUGGAGCCAAAGGUAAUGUUAAUUCACUGGAGUCAAGAAAACGAAUUGAUGAGCGGGCCCUGGAGAAAGAAGAGGAAGAUUAUUUUAAUGAGGACAGUGAUGAAGACGAUACAGCUUCUGCCUCUCAUACCCAGAGAACUCAGGCUCAACCUGUUUUAUCCAAUGGAGUGGCUGCAAACCACUCAUCAUUAAGUCCAAGAUCUGGUGGACUUGUUGACUACGAUGAUGAUGAAGAUGAUGAAGACUAUAGACCACCACCUAGGAAACAAUCAGAAGCUUUGGAGGAAGACGAUGGAGUAAUGGCGUCUCUCAGAUUGAAGCGUAAACUGUCUGUUCCGAAGGAAAAGGAUCCUGAGCUAGUGAAAAAGCAGCGGUUGGGUAAAGCCUCCAAGUCAAGAGAUAGUGGUGUAUUUGCUGCUUUGUGUUCAACACUAAGCCAGGCAGUGCUACCUGGCAAGAAAAAUGCAAGCAGCACACAAUUAAGUCCUCGCUCGACUCAAGGGAACAAGGACAUAGGUGAACAGGAGUUGACCAAUUCUCUGAAUAGUGAUAACAGUAGAAUUUCAGAUGAGGAAAAUCAUAGAGAAAAGGAACCUACUGCUUCUAGGAGCUGUUCGGAUUGCCUGUAUGCCAGUUCAGAUAACGGACAGUUAAGCAGUGAUGACUGCCCGUUGAUACCACCAAAAUCCUCUCCAGAAAUGGCCGUAAAUGGAUCUUAAGUUAUUUUUCAGAACCAAUUUCAUCAGGGUGACUUUUCAUAUCCGUUUUUAUCAAACCAGUGGGUGUCAGUCAGCAAUUGAGACCUGGGCAACCAAAGAUAUGAGGUGCUUCAGAAGAAAGUGGGUCCGAAAGUAGAAGAGUAUACGUGUAUAGUGCCACCACCAAGGGGCCGAAGGAAAUUCACUGCUCAUGAUAUAUACAUAUUGUAGGCCAGGUUGUCGCAAUUUCGCGAUAUCUUUCUCUGAUGCCUUGAGCCAAGUAAUUGUUGCUUCUGAUUUUCUUGUCUUCUUUAUUAGCUAUGGGAACCAUAUGAUAGAAAGGCGCAAUCAAUAUGUAUGCCCUGCAUAGUGUUUCUUUGAUGUCAGUUUUGGGGUGGGUGUGUUUGAUACUAGAGAAGAGGAAGGUUUAGCGUUGAAUACCAAAUUUUCACUUGUAGAAGAAACCUUAUUUACGGACAGAACAGACCCAUUUGUAUAUUGAAACUCGCUAUUGCGCAUCUGGGGACUUUCCAAGGCUUAUGUCUUUUUCUAUUGCAUAAUCAAAGUUUAAAAAAAUUGUUCA
This is a messenger RNA of Mangifera indica (mango), 3507 nucleotides long. RefSeq names its product serine/threonine-protein phosphatase 4 regulatory subunit 3-like. Bases 315 to 2945 code for a protein of 876 amino acids. Gene Ontology annotation, molecular function: protein phosphatase activator activity. Gene Ontology annotation, cellular component: protein phosphatase 4 complex; nucleoplasm. The transcript has 24 exons. The record is from RefSeq and is a predicted model, not a curated record. Lineage: Eukaryota; Viridiplantae; Streptophyta; Magnoliopsida; Sapindales; Anacardiaceae. Gene Ontology annotation, biological process: protein dephosphorylation.